Hyla sarda is the source of this 1835-nucleotide messenger RNA. RefSeq names its product 3-galactosyl-N-acetylglucosaminide 4-alpha-L-fucosyltransferase FUT3-like. The transcript has 3 exons. Gene Ontology annotation, cellular component: membrane. The coding region runs from base 345 to 1445 and encodes 366 amino acids. Lineage: Eukaryota; Metazoa; Chordata; Amphibia; Anura; Hylidae. Gene Ontology annotation, molecular function: alpha-(1->3)-fucosyltransferase activity. The record is from RefSeq and is a predicted model, not a curated record.
AGUUACUUUUUCCCACCAUAUUUUCUGUUAAUAAAUGUGAAUCCUUAAAGAAAAGAUAAGUGGAAGGCUUAAUCUUAACUACUCCCUAUACAGAGAAACACCAGCGUUCACCAAUACCCAAGCACUAUCUAUACCUGAUGAGGAUGUACAUGUACAUUAUCUACUAUUAAGACAUGAAGACGGGGGUUCGGCUGUAUUAUACAUCAAGUUUUAAGACGGUGAGAAGCAAAAUGUUGUUUGGGAAGUUUCUUGAAGAAUUUUCUGUAAGGAAAAAUCAUAAGGAAAUGGAAAGUUAUUAAGGAAGGUGAAAGCAGACAAGACGAGUAAUCCUUAUAAGACGAAAGAUGAUCUCAGCUCCAAUCAACCACAAGCAUCUGACCAUAUUAGCCUUCUUAAUUUUCCUGUUCCUCUUAUCCUUUCUGUGGAAUCGUGAAAUCAUCACUUCAGGGGUGUCAACAAAUCUUCAAAAUCUGAUUUGUCAAGAAAAGAAGACCCAAAAUGAGACGGCAAUACUAAGUUCUGUCCCCCCACCAAAACAAGUGGAUGACAUUGUUGUCCUCAUUUGGAAAUGGCCUUGGGGAUAUGUCUCCCCAUUAGAUAAAUGCCCUGAAUUUGGGGUCAAGGGAUGCAAGUUGACAAUAAACAGAAGUCUUUAUAGUGUUGCCGAUGCUGUCCUCAUCCAUCAUGCAGAUAUUAUGUAUAGCAACAUGUCUUUACCCCAGAUGCCAAAACCUAACUUUCAGCGUUGGAUCUGGUAUAAUAUGGAGCCACCACGAAUAAUCCAAAAUUUGAAAAUGCUGGAUAACCUAUUUAACAUGACUAUGACCUUUCGUAAAGAUUCAGAUAUACAAACUCCAUAUGGCCGGAUGGAACCAUUAAAGGAGAGGGGUCAAAAUUUCACCAUUCCCCAAAAAUCCAAGCUUGUCGCUUGGGUUGUCAGUAAAUGGUACCCCGGUGCCCCCCGUAUUGCAUAUUACGAGAAGUUAAAGAAACACAUUAAUAUUGAUGUUUAUGGAGCAAAACACAAGAAACUGAGCUGGGAUGAUUUUUAUUCAACCAUAUCCCAAUAUAAAUUCUACUUGUCUUUUGAGAAUUCAGUCUACAAGGAUUAUAUCACGGAGAAGCUAUGGUCCAAUGCUUUUGGAUCAUGGGCAGUUCCAGUUGUGCUGGGAACAUCUCGGAAGAACUAUGAACAAUUUGUCCCUGGAGAUGCCUUCAUUCAUGUUGAUGAUUUCCCAAGUCCCAAGGAACUGGCUGCUUACCUUCUAGAGUUGGAUAAGGAUGAUGAGAAGUAUAGGAAGUAUUUCAACUGGAGAUUUCAUUAUCGUGUCAUUAACCCUAAGGGUCCAUCAUAUGCAUACUGCAGAAUAUGUGCAACAAUAAGAGAAAAUCCAGUUUAUCAGGUCAUUCACAGUGUGGAAAAGUGGUUUCUAGAAGACGUGUAACAGGUUAACAACAGAUGCUUCCACUUCCUCCACUCAUCUAUGGGCAGGGUACCUGCAUGUUACCGGGUGUAUGAGGACUCAUAGCUGCCAUUGUCUAUUUGACAGCUAUAAUUCUGAACCUCAGCGUCUGAGAAAGAAGUAGUAGAUUAUGGAUAUGUGCAUGGACACAGCUAGAGUUGAAAGUGCAUAUAACAAAGUUAUCAAUAAUAUGAACUGAUGAACUGCAGUUUUAGGGCAUAUGGACCUCAUGGUGGGAGAAACAUUUUUUAUUUCAAGGGGUACUUCAGAGAAAAUAUAAUAAAAAUAAGUUCCAAAGACACCACUCUACUUGAAUAUGUUCCCUGUAAACCAUCCUGCCUGAUUUGCAUGGCUCCUGUGGCCCCUGUUGUC